AUGACCAACGCCGCCGCCAUCCCCACGCGCAACGGUGGCGGCGCCCACGUAACGACCCCAUCUCCGAGGCUGCCACUGUUCGCGCUGGCUACAAAGUCAUUGCGCACUCCGGCCUGCUCCCCCUCGACUGUAAAGAAUGCGCAAAUUGCCUGCAAGCACAACCUUGCUCGCUUCCAGGAGAAUUUUACCCUUGCCAAUGAUGAUUGGUGCCUCACUGCCACCACCGGGUCCUUGGGCUACGCCAAUGUUCUUGCUGCUGCCCCCUCUCUGGCUCCUGCCACGGUCUCCGACACCCUAAGCCUUCCAUUCUCAGCGCUCUCUGUGUCCCAUUCUUCUGUUUCCUCUCCGGAUAUGACUUAUUGCUGGACCCAUGGGACCAGCAAGAACCGGCGCCAUACAAGUGCCACCUGCAAGGACAACGUCCCCGGCCAUCGCGACGACGCGACGGCCUCCAAUCCCAUUGGUGGCUCCACCAAGAUUUGGACCGCCCCCAAACCCCCCAAAUAG
Molecule: messenger RNA, 507 nt
Organism: Phaeodactylum tricornutum CCAP 1055/1
Lineage: Eukaryota; Bacillariophyta; Bacillariophyceae; Surirellales; Neidiaceae
Exons: 2
Coding region: 1-507 (168 amino acids)
Source: RefSeq, a predicted model, not a curated record